CCAUCAUUAAUGUUAUAUAAUUCCCUCAUCAUAGACAGUUGACCAGAAUGAAAGAUUUAUAAGAGAGGUUUCUACUGGAGUGAGAUGGUUUAAUCUUUAAAGGAAAUGGAGAGCCAAGAAGAAAUUUUGGAGGGCAAUAGAGAGAGGGAGAGAGUUCCAACAUACUGUGUUACUGGUGCAACAGGCUAUAUUGGGUCUUGGUUGGUUAAGACUCUCCUUGACAGAGGCUACAAGGUUCAUGCCACUAUCCGAGAUCCUGCAAAGUCAUUAUACCUAUUAUCCUUGUGGCCGAGCAGUAACCGGUUGAGAUUGUUCCGAGCUGAUUUGCAAGAAGAAGGGAGCUUCGAUGAGGCUGUAAAAGGCUGUGAUGGUGUGUUUCACGUGGCAGCUUCCAUGAAAUUUAGUGUUCUUGCAAAUGAAGACAUAGAGACUUAUGUUCAAACAAAUAUCAUAGACGUUACAAUCAAAGGAACCUUAAACCUUCUUAAAGCCUGCUUGAAAUCGAAAUCUGUGAAAAGGGUUGUCUUCACAUCUUCCAUUAGUACUAUCACUGCCAAAGACAACAGUGGCAAUUGGAGACCUGUUGUUGAUGAAUCUUGCCAAACUCAUGUUGAUCAUGUGUGGAAGACAAAAGCAAUCGGAUGGGUUUAUGUCCUUUCGAAGCUUCUAUCGGAGGAAGCAGCAUUUAAAUUUGCAAAUGAGAAUGGUAUUGAUCUUGUAUCAGUGAUAACAACUACCGUUGGUGGCCCAUUCCUCACUUUUGAUGUCCCUUCGAGCAUUCGAGUUCUCUUAUCACCAAUAACAGGUGACCCUGAGUUCUUUGGGAUAUUGUCUGCCGUGAACACAAGGAUGGGGUCGAUUUCUUUAGUUCACAUCGAAGAUAUAUGCAGUGCCCACAUGUUCCUCAUGGAGCAUGCUAAAGCAGAAGGUCGAUACAUAUGCUGUGCCCAAAAUUGUAAAAUGCCCAAGUUGGUUGAGCUCCUAGCUGAGGAGUACUCCAGCUCACAUAUUAGGUCGGUGGAGAAUGAAAACGAUUUAGUACCUCCUGAAAUUUCUUCGAAGAAGCUAAGAAAUUUGGGUUUCAAUUACAAGUAUGGAGUAGAAGACAUAAUACAUCAGACAAUCACUUCCUGCCUAGAUUAUGGCUUUCUAUCUCAAAAUGUUGAGUAAUGUUUUUUGCUAUAGUUAAAAAAAUUGAACUUUUGAAAUAAAAAGAUGUAACUUUAUUGUUGGUAGAAAUAAAUCAAAGAGAAAAAUCAAAUGAUCAAAUUCAAGCUUGAUAUUGGUAUGUGUAGUUUUCUGAUAUCCCAGUUUAAAAAAAUUCAAAGCUAUUAUUAAUGAUCGGAAUAUGUGGGCCUGGAUUCAAAUUGAUUGUAAACAUGAUUUGCGGUUAUGA
Quercus lobata is the source of this 1396-nucleotide messenger RNA. Its product is annotated as NAD(P)-binding Rossmann-fold superfamily protein. Bases 106 to 1170 code for a protein of 354 amino acids. NCBI's taxonomy places the organism in Eukaryota, Viridiplantae, Streptophyta, Magnoliopsida, Fagales, Fagaceae. The record is from RefSeq and is a predicted model, not a curated record. The transcript has 6 exons. Gene Ontology annotation, molecular function: oxidoreductase activity, acting on the CH-OH group of donors, NAD or NADP as acceptor.